GAGAUGUACAGUAUCGGUAGGCUCUGUUACGCGGUCCUUCCCGCAAUCACAUUGUCAAAUUAGCACAUUCAAUUAUACAAACAAAGCAAAAGAAGACCAGUAGAAAUAUUGAAUUGUUAGCUAGAUAUGGACCGUCACCGUGCGGAAAUGGUCAAAUGUUGCGCAACGUUGAAGAAAAACUUCGUAGGCUGCAAUUACGUACCAUCCGGUGUCAUAAACGCUUGCUUGUCCUCUGUGUAUGAGUCGAGGUGGGAUAGAUAGCACACUUUGUACUUCAACAUAUAGAUAACACAUGUGUAAUACAACUCAGAUCGUAAGAGUGUUGUAACUAAAAGAUCAUUUGUUGCUCCGUGAGUUUCAAAGUCUCCGUGUCUGGGGCGAUGACCAGUGUAAACAGACACUGUGUAACUCUUUUCCGGUCAGUAUUUCGGCACUGUCAGAGGCAUCUGAACAAUGGCACAUACUGGGGAACACAGAGUUGGAGAGAGUUCCACGUUGCAACACCUGUAGCAGCGUACGACCUGAGGAAAGUGGAGCUGACCCCUCUGGAACAGAGGAAACUGACUUUUGACUCUCAUGCCAUGGUCAUUGAGCUGGAGAGCAAUGGCUUUGAAAAGCGCCAAGCAGAAAUCAUAGUAGCGGCUCUGGUGACUCUGGCAACAGCCAACAUGGACAUAGUGUACAAAGACAUGGUGACUGGAGCACACCAGGAGAUUGCGCUGCAGCAGAUCAUGGCUCACCUGGACUCCAUCAGGAAAGACAUGGUGAUCCUGGAGAAGAGUGAGUUUGCCAAUCUGCGCUCGGAGAACGCUAAAAUGAAGACAGAAUUGGAUCAGAUAAGGAACAGGCUGAUGGAGGAGAGUAAGAAGGUCCGAGCUGAGGCCAAGCUGGACAUCAACCUGGAGAGGAGCAGGGUCACUGACAUGUUUACUGAGCAGGAGAAGAAACUUAUGGAGAACAGCACAGAGUUCCACAGGAAGAACGCAGUCAUUGACCACGAAACAAUGGAGACGACUAAAAAGAUUGAUCUAGAGGUGGCCUCCCUGAAAACUCUACUAGAGUCGCUGAAGCUGGAAACCAUCCGCUACCUUGCAGCGUCCGUUUUCGCGUGCCUAGCGAUUGCCUUGGGAUUUUACCGCCUUUGGAAGUGACCGUCUCUGCUGUGGGGGUUUGAUUGCAUUGUACAUAGAUCCCACUGGGUGCACACUGGUUAAAUCAACGUUGGUUUCAUGUAAUUUCAAUUUCUACUUUUAUGUAUUUCUACUUUUAAAUGGCAAUCUAGAGUACAUGGAGAGCUAAGACUAAGGCCAAGCAUGAGUCAUUAAAAUUAAUCAACCUAUUAAACAAAGUCAAUCAGAUAUUUUGAACAUAACUGUUGAGUGAUACAAUGUACAAUAAACCUAUUUAUAGGCACUAUAUCUAUAGGUUAUACAAAUGGCUCAAUACUUCCAAGAACUGUAUUUGGAUAUGGAUUCCACAUGACAUGGAAAUAAAUAACUUUUCCCAAUGAACCACA
Messenger RNA from Oncorhynchus kisutch (coho salmon), 1516 nucleotides. It is a transcript of the gene ccdc90b, whose product is annotated as coiled-coil domain containing 90B. The transcript has 9 exons. NCBI's taxonomy places the organism in Eukaryota, Metazoa, Chordata, Actinopteri, Salmoniformes, Salmonidae. Bases 381 to 1151 code for a protein of 256 amino acids. Gene Ontology annotation, cellular component: mitochondrion. The record is from RefSeq and is a predicted model, not a curated record.